Candida dubliniensis CD36 is the source of this 1494-nucleotide messenger RNA. RefSeq lists its product as uncharacterized. The record is from RefSeq and is a predicted model, not a curated record. Lineage: Eukaryota; Fungi; Ascomycota; Pichiomycetes; Serinales; Debaryomycetaceae. Bases 1 to 1494 code for a protein of 497 amino acids. The transcript has a single exon. Gene Ontology annotation, biological process: nuclear-transcribed mRNA catabolic process, nonsense-mediated decay; cytoplasmic stress granule assembly; regulation of mRNA stability. Gene Ontology annotation, cellular component: cytoplasmic stress granule. Gene Ontology annotation, molecular function: mRNA binding.
AUGUCGGAACCAACUCAAGAGAAAUCUCAAGAACAACCCCAAGAGCAACAGCAGCAACAAGAGCAGCAGGAACAGCAGCCAGAACAACAACAAUCAACUGAAUCAACUGAAAAGGAAUCUCAACAAGCUCAACAACCUCCUUCUCAAGAUGAUGAAAAACAAGUAAAUGCUGCUUCAGCCAAAGAAGGUGGACGCGAAGUUUCAAAUAAAAUUUUGUACGUUGGAAACUUACCGAAAUCAGCUAGUGAAGAAAUGAUUCAAGAAUUGUUUUCAGUUGACGGGAAUCCGGUUAAAACCAUUAAAGUUUUGAAUGACAAAAAUAAAGCAGGGUUUAAUUAUGCUUUCAUUGAAUACGACACCAAUGAAGCUGCUGAUAUGGCUUUGAAUACUUUGAACGGCAGACUUGUUGAUAACGUUGAAAUUAAAGUUAAUUGGGCUUUCCAGUCAGCUGCGAUUGCAGGUAAUCCAAACAACACUGAAGAGCCAUUGUUCAACAUUUUUGUCGGGGAUUUGAGUCCUGAAGUAAACGAUGAAGGUUUAAGAAAUGCUUUCUCGAAAUUUGAAUCUUUGAAGCAAGCCCAUGUCAUGUGGGAUAUGCAGACUUCAAGAUCAAGAGGUUAUGGGUUUGUAACUUUUGGUAACCAAUCUGAUGCUGAGUUGGCUUUACAAACCAUGAAUGGGGAAUGGCUUUGCGGUAGAGCUAUUAGAUGUAACUGGGCUUCCCAUAAACAACAACAGCAACAACAACAUUACAACAAUCAACACGGUGGUGGUUAUAGAGGUUAUCGUAAUAAUAACGGCAACAAUAACAACCGUCAGUUCAGACAAUUCAAUAAUGUUAACCAUGUUGAUAAUAAUGGAUUUUCUCAACCUUUGGUAAACACCAACCCCCAAUUCAUUGGCCAACAGCCACCUCAACCAGAUCAACAUCAGCAACAACAACAGCAGCAACAGCAGCAGCAACAAGCAAUUAAUGGAGCUAAUGGCGUACCACAACAAAUGUUGCAAGGUUUGACUAAUGGUAAUCUUGGACCAGGAACUCCUAUCAAUGGUAAUAAUAAUGCCACUGGUGGGUUUAACAACAAUGGUGGUGCCAAUGCUGCAGGUGCACCAGUGGCUGGAGGUCCAGGAGCUAUUCCAGUAAUGUCACCACAAUCUUAUGAGAUAGUUUUGAGACAAACACCAUCUUGGCAAACAACAGUAUAUUUGGGUAAUAUUGCUCAUUUUACUCAACAGCAAGAAUUGAUUCCACUUUUACAGAACUUUGGGUUCAUAGUUGAUUUUAAAUUCCAUCCAGAAAGAGGUUGUGCAUUUGUCAAAUAUGAUACACAUGAGAGAGCAGCUUUGGCCAUUAUCCAAUUAGCAGGGUUCAACCUUAAUGGAAGACCAUUGAAGUGUGGAUGGGGUAAAGAAAGACCACCACAGUUUCAAAACUUUCCAAGAAAUGGCAAUAUGCAUCAAGUUCCAAUGUAUGGACCCGGUGGGAGACCUUAA